UGUGUGUGUGUCUGCGUGUGUGUAUAGGGUGUCAGCCAAUGCACUGUUCUCUAAGUUUUUGCUUAUCUCCAAGCCCUCCUGCAUGGUAUAUUUUAACAAGUGCAUCUUAGCCUGCUUCUUGCUUCUCCUCUUUAUCACCCAGAAUCUAGAAGGUGCUACCAUAGUGAGAUGAUGUUUCAGGCUGGCCUGUGGCUGUCAAGCCCCAUGUCCUCUUCUCUCCCAGGGAGGCUCUGUCCCAGGUCCUGGAUCCAUGCUUAGCAGGGUGUGGCCUCUUGGAAGUCGGUUGUGAGGGAUGCCUCUGCCUGGCUUAUUCUUCCCCAUCUGUUCUGAAUGAAACUCCCACCCUGGCGAUGUGGGCAUUCCCAUCAGCUUGAGGCAGGGAGGGGGGGUUUCUGCGGCACCAGGAACUGUGACGCCAGGAGAGGCAAGGUUUCCGACCUGCACCCUCAAGACAAUUAGAUUUUGAGGAUGAGUAAGAUCUUUUUGGAUGUGGGAUCUUGACUGUUAAUGAGAGGGGUGGACCCGAACAGUGGUCCUGUUAGGGAAAGCAGACCAAGUGCCCUGACUGGAGUGUAAAUAGCCUCUUCUUCUUUGGGAGGCUCUUGGGAGGGCUUAUCACCUGGUGGGUGGUAGCUAGGGAAGAGGCACCUGCCAGGUUGCCAGGUAAACACAGCACAGCUGGACUCAGGGGAAGGGGCAGGUGUGCCCAAGCAAGCUAACAAAGCUGAGCUUCCCACAGGAAGUGCCAUGCCAGGAGUGGGAGGGGGGCUGGAAAUGGGCAUUGGGAGAACUGAGGAGACCUCGGUGAGGGUAUUGUGGGCGGUUCUGUCCAUGCUGUGGUCUGCGCUGUGUCUCUGUGAGAGUGCACAUCAGCUGUGGGUAUUUAUUGAUAUGCUAUUUUUGUGCUUGAAGCCUGUGCAGGGCCAGCACGACAUCAUUUCUCUCCCAGGUUCUCAGUCUCUGAGAGAACAGCAACUUUCCCAGAGACUUGUUGGGAAGGGCCUAGUGUCAAUCAUAAGAAUGCUCCAUGAUGUCCCUGGUUCUGUCUCCCCAUUUUGAGGGGUGGAUGUGCUGUGGUACCUGGGAGAGAAUUUCCUGUUUUGGCUACAGUACAGAAAGGGAGGUGAAUGACCAUAACUCUCUAGGCAUAGACCUCCCCUACACACACACACACACACACACACACACACACACACACACACACACACACACCCUUAGGAGAUUUGAGUCUCAGAUGGGAUAAUCCCAGAUUGGUAGAAGGUAAAUCUGGGGGCAGAUUGGCAGGAGGAUUUAUGUGACUGGGACCCUCCCACCCCCCACCAGCUGCUCACAGACCCAGAGCUUUGGGGGAGGGAAGGAGGGGGUGCAGGAAUAUCACUGGAGAUGGGUCUUAGGGUUGAUCUGAGGCUGUGAACACCUGGCUGGCAGAGUCCAGCCAGGAACGGCAUUUUUUGUAUUCUCCAUGUUAAUUUAAGUCACUCAAGGUCUCCAAAUGCUCGAGUACCAGAGGUGAGGAGCACCUGAACACAGGAUUCCUGGUCUGUCCCCUUACAGAGGAGUAAGUUGAAGCCUAGAGGAAGAAACAACUUAGCCAUGGCACCCAGCUAGUGCGAGGCAGGGCUGCUUGGCCCCGAGUCUCCUCUCAGUUAAAUGACUUUCAUUGCAGUACCCUUAGCAUGUAAAUGAAUGCCUCACCUUAGGCUUUUGGUCUCUGGGACUAAGAUGGUCCCACCAUCACAUGAGUGAGGGGACUGGGUGUGACCCUAGCAGUCAAAGUCCUCAACGGCGAGAGAAGUUCAGCACUGACUCCUGAAUGCUUCUUCCGCUUUCCGGUCACUACCGUGCUCACCCGCGCCAUCUUGGUUAAGGAAAUCAACCUGUGGGAGUGUUUCCCAAGUUCACUCACCAAACAAGACACGGAGAAUAGAACUAGGAAUUUUUCUACCCACACUGAAGGCUGAACAAAGGGUGAUACUCUGGGUGUCAGGGAGAGAGGGUGGAGCUCUGGAGAACUUUUGAGCCAGGGAGGAUGGCAAAGGAGCAUGGAUAGCCUCCGCUCCUCCAGCGCUUCCUCGGCUCUUCAGACACCAAGGGUUGGUUCUGGAGGAGGAAGGGCAGGAGAACAAACCGUAUGGCCCCUGCAGGGCUCGCUCCACUUAUUUCCCUCCAGGACCAGGAAGCUUUCCAGGGCCCCUCCCCCACCUCCCAGUCCCCACCCAAUCCUCCACCCCCAGCAUACCCUAUUCGCACCCCCCCCACCCCCAGUCCUUCUCUGGGUGUGUGUGGAAAAGCAGAAGUGAUGACAUCACCACGGUCGCCAGGGCGACGGGGACGGAUAAAUCAGGCUGAGUGGGCGGUUGCCAUGGUGCGCAUUCUCCCGUUGCCACGGAGACUGGGCAUCUGCUCCCUUUGUGCUGCCCGAGUGCCUUCCCCCUGGGGUCAAGGGGUGUAGGGGAGCAGAAAGAGAGGCUGACACACCUCCAGUGAUGAACAGGCCGAUCCAGGUCAAGCCAGCCGACAGCGAGAGUCGAGGAGAAGACCGGAAGCUCUUUGUGGGGAUGCUAGGAAAGCAGCAGACAGAUGAGGAUGUCCGGAAGAUGUUUGAACCAUUUGGGACCAUAGACGAGUGCACUGUGCUCCGGGGGCCAGACGGUGCCAGCAAAGGCUGUGCCUUUGUGAAGUUCCAGACUCACGCCGAGGCCCAGGCAGCCAUCAACACCCUCCACAGCAGCCGGACCCUGCCGGGUGCCUCGUCCAGCCUGGUGGUAAAGUUUGCUGACACUGAGAAGGAGCGAGGUCUCCGCCGAAUGCAACAGGUGGCUGCCCAGCUGGGCAUGUUCAGCCCUAUCGCCCUCCAGUUUGGAGCCUACAGCGCCUACACUCAGGCCCUGAUGCAGCAGCAGGCAGCCCUGGUAGCAGCUCACAGUGCCUACCUCAGCCCGAUGGCCACCAUGGCUGCCGUGCAGAUGCAGCACAUGGCUGCCAUCAAUGCCAAUGGCCUCAUCGCCACCCCUAUCACGCCAUCCUCAGGAACCAGCACCCCGCCCGCCAUUGCCGCCACGCCCGUCUCUGCCAUCCCUGCUGCCUUGGGCGUCAACGGCUACAGCCCGGUGCCCACCCAGCCCACGGGGCAGCCUGCCCCUGAUGCUCUGUAUCCCAACGGGGUUCACCCUUACCCAGCCCAGAGCCCCGCUGCCCCUGUGGAUCCCCUCCAGCAGGCCUAUGCAGGAAUGCAGCACUACACAGCCUAUCCUGCAGCCUACAGCCUCGUUGCGCCCGCGUUCCCGCAGCCUCCAGCCCUGGUGGCCCCGCAACCACCACCACCACCUCAGCAGCAGCAGCAGCAGCAGCAACAGCAGCAGCAGCAGCAACGGGAAGGCCCUGAUGGCUGCAACAUCUUCAUCUACCACCUGCCCCAGGAGUUCACGGACUCAGAGAUCCUCCAGAUGUUUGUCCCUUUUGGUCAUGUCAUCUCAGCCAAAGUCUUUGUUGACCGGGCCACCAAUCAGAGCAAAUGUUUUGGCUUUGUGAGUUUCGACAAUCCGGCCAGUGCCCAGGCUGCCAUCCAGGCAAUGAAUGGUUUCCAGAUUGGCAUGAAGCGCCUCAAAGUCCAGCUAAAGCGGCCUAAGGAUGCAAACAGGCCCUACUAAGGGCUUCAGGUCUCGAGAUCCCAGAGGAAGGGGCACUUGAUACUCUCUUCCCAUGACUGGCCCCGGCCUUCUCUGCACAUCCGCCCUGGGCCUUGA
Peromyscus leucopus (white-footed mouse) is the source of this 3746-nucleotide messenger RNA. RefSeq names its product CUGBP Elav-like family member 3 (gene Celf3). The record is from RefSeq and is a predicted model, not a curated record. Lineage: Eukaryota; Metazoa; Chordata; Mammalia; Rodentia; Cricetidae. The coding region runs from base 2487 to 3650 and encodes 387 amino acids. Gene Ontology annotation, biological process: regulation of alternative mRNA splicing, via spliceosome; mRNA splice site recognition. Gene Ontology annotation, molecular function: mRNA binding. Gene Ontology annotation, cellular component: ribonucleoprotein complex; nucleus; cytoplasm. The transcript has 12 exons.